This is a messenger RNA of Dermatophagoides pteronyssinus (European house dust mite), 3862 nucleotides long. It is a transcript of the gene hppy, whose product is annotated as MAP4K3-like protein hppy. The record is from RefSeq and is a predicted model, not a curated record. NCBI's taxonomy places the organism in Eukaryota, Metazoa, Arthropoda, Arachnida, Sarcoptiformes, Pyroglyphidae. Gene Ontology annotation, cellular component: cytoplasm. Gene Ontology annotation, biological process: intracellular signal transduction; protein phosphorylation. Gene Ontology annotation, molecular function: ATP binding; MAP kinase kinase kinase kinase activity.
AUGCUAUGCAAAGAAGAAGAACAACAACCAAAGAUAAAUCCACAAGAAGAAUUUGAUUUAUUACAUCGUGUCGGUUCCGGUACUUAUGGUGAUGUUUAUAAGGCUAAACGACAUUCAACCGGUGAAAUUGCUGCUGUUAAAAUUAUAAAAUUAGAACCGGGUGAUGAUUUUUCAAUUAUACAACAAGAAAUUCGUAUGAUGAAAGAUUGUCGUCAUCCAAAUAUUGUUGCAUUUUUUGGCUCAUAUCUACGUCGUGAUAAACUAUGGAUUUGUAUGGAAUAUUGUGGUGGUGGUUCAUUACAAGAUAUUUAUCAUUGUACAGGUCCAUUAAGUGAAGAACAAAUUGCCUAUGUGAUACGUGAAACAUUAAAAGGAUUACAUUAUCUUCAUUCAGUGGGAAAAAUUCAUCGAGAUGUAAAAGGUGCCAAUAUAUUGUUAACCGAAGGAGGUGAUGUCAAAUUAGCAGAUUUUGGCGUAUCUGCACAGAUUACUGCAACAAUUAGUAAACGUAAAUCAUUUAUCGGUACACCAUAUUGGAUGGCACCGGAAGUUGCUGCAGUCGAACGAAAAGGUGGUUAUAAUCAUCAAUGCGAUAUAUGGGCAAUAGGUAUUACGGCAAUCGAAUUAGCUGAAUUACAACCACCAAUGUUUGAUUUACAUCCAAUGCGUGCAUUAUUUUUAAUGUCUAAAUCAAAUUUUAAACCACCAACAUUAAAAGAUAAAGCACGUUGGUCACAAGAAUUUCAUCAAUUUAAUCGUGGACGUAAAUCAUUAUUAGAAAUUGUUGAUGAAGAAUUACUUAAUCGUGGUCAUUCGGAUUCUUUAACUGCCUAUGAUCAACUUUAUUCAUCACAACAAACUCUUCCAAUCGAUUCGUGUUCAUCGUUAUCAGCAUCGCAUCCACCUUCAAAGAUAUGUUAUCGAAACAAAUUACUUCAACAACAACAGCAUCAUUUGAAUAGUAAUCAAUUUGCAACGAAUUUUAUUCAUCAUCAACAAAAUUAUCGACAACGAAGUGAAUCUUGUUGUCGAGAAUUGUUUUCACAGCAACAACAAAUUGAUGAUUCUUCAAGACAAAGAUAUUUUAAUCUUAAUCAACAACAACAACAACAUCAUUUACAAGCUAAUAAUUAUCCUACGAAUUUAUUUGCAUUAAAAUCAUCAGGAUUUUAUGGUGGUAGUUCAUAUGAUCUGAAUUUUACGGAUACCACAUCAACAAAUAAUGUUGUUGUUGCAAAUAAUUCCAAUAAACAAUCAAUAUUUCGUGGCUGGGAUCGUGAAAAUUUUUUCAAUUCAAUUGGACGUGAUCGUGCUGCUAGGCUUUUAUUUAAAAGUUCACCAAGAUAUCGACAACAACAACAACAACAAAAUUAUUGUUCAUCACAAAUUCUUGAUGAUCCGGAACCUUUGGUUCCAAGACCAUCGUUUGUUUACGGUGGUCAACGUGUUCAUCAACAACAGCAGCAACAACAACAACAACAGUUUACAUCACAGCCAUCACCAUCAUUGAUAAUAAAUCAACAACAACAACAACAAUCAUCUUAUAAUAAUAGUAUAACAACAAAUGAAUUAUAUCGUGAUAUUGUUAAUGUAUUUCCUAAAGGUUCACCAUAUCAUUUAAGAAAAAAUAAUAAUCAUUUCAAUUUAAUAACAACAAAACAAGAAUUAUCACCAAAACAAAGACGUUCAUCAUCAAGAUUUUUAAGUGAUACAAUAGCAACAACAUCAACCAUUUUAGGUAAUUAUAAUACAACCGCAGAGUCAUCAUCAUCAAAUAUGAAUUGUCAACAACAACAAUCAUCAUCAUCAUCAUCAAGACAACGUAGACCAUUAUCAGUAAAUCUUAAUGAUGAAUCUUAUCUGAAUUGGAGUGCCAAUACAAUCGAUGAAAUCCUAUCAAAUGUUUGUAAUGAUAAUCAACGUUUAGUCAAAAAAAUUGUUUCAUCUAGAAUUUCCAUUGAUAAUAAUAAUGAUAAUGAUAAUAAUGAUGGCAAUAAUUUAUUAAAUAAUCAACAACAACGACGACAUUCUAAGCUUCAUAACAAUAAUGAUAAUAAUGAUCAGCAAGAAGAUGAUGAUGAACAAAAUUCGGAUAAUAAUCCACCACCACCACCGGCACCGCCUUUACCCGAAAAUUUUAUCCUGCCCAGUUCAAAUAUGAAUCUUGAUGAUGAUGAUAAUAAUGUUAACAAUGAUGAUGAUGAUGAUUCAUUAUUGUCGAAAAUUCCGCCAGAAGUUCCACCAAGACAACGACGUAAUCGUAAUGGUUUGAAAGCAAAUCAGAAUAAUUUGAUUACAUCAUCAUCAACGACGACGACGACAACAACAACAACAACAUCGAUAUCAUCAAAAUCAUUAAAUAAUAAAUCGAAUCGUCAAUCGAUUUCAAUUAAUAAUCCACAUAAUUAUGUAAAUGGUUUACCACCAACACCAAAAGUACAUAUGGGUGCUUGUUUUUCCAAAGUAUUCAAUGAAUGUCCAUUAAAAAUUCAUUGUGCUGCCAAUUGGGUUCAUCCGGAUACACAUGAUCAACAUAUAUUAUUAGGUUGUGAUGAAGGAAUAUACUGUUUAAAUUUAAAUGAAUUACAUGAUGCAACAUUGGAUCAAUUAUUUCCACGAAGAACAAUUUGGUUAUAUGUUGUUAAAAAUGUUCUGAUGUCAAUAUCGGGAAAAACAUCACAGCUAUAUCGACAUGAUCUUGUACAGCUUUAUUCGAAGAAAAAUCUGAAUUUUGGUUUACCAUCAUCAGUUGAUUCAAUGAUUAAUCGUAUACCGGGGAAAUUUAUGCCAAGAAAAUUUAUGCUUGCAUCACAACGUGUACCCGAUACAAAAGGAUGUCUGAAAUGUUGUGUAGGAAGAAAUUCACAUAAUGGUUAUAAAUAUCUUUGUAGUAUUACACAGAAUUCAAUAUUACUUAUGCAAUGGUAUAACCCGUUGAACAAAUUCAUGCAAUUGAAAACAUUUGAACAUUAUUUUCCGCCAAGUAAACCAUUAUAUUUAUUGGAAAUGUUAAUAUCACCUGAUAUGGAUUAUCCAUUAUUAUGUACCGAUGUAAAAAGAACUAACGAUCCAAAACAAUUUGAUCUUACCAUAAUCAAUUUGAAUCGAAAUUCUAAUGCAAUUUGGUUUGAUCGUGAUCGUACAUUAGAUAAUGAUUGUAGUAGUCAACGAUCAAACUUAGCAUUAGGUGGUGGGGGACAUAGUCUUGAUUUUAAUGAUUUAGAUAUGGAUUCAUUUGGUGAUGGUACUGAAACAAUGGUUCCUAUGAAUCGUUCAAACAAAAAUGCAUUAAAUCCAAUUUGUGUUAAACAAUUAGAUUCCGAUACUAUUCUUAUUGCAUAUGAAAAUUUAGUAAAAUUGGUCGAUUUAAAUGGCCGAUUAAAAUCUAGUCGAGAAAAACCAUCAGAAUUUGAAUUUGAUUUUAAUAUCGAUUCUAUCGUAACAUCAACUGAUUCAGUACUAGCAUUUCAUACAUAUGGUAUGGCUGGCAGAUCAUUUAUUAACAAUGAGAUUGUGCAAGAUAUACAAGAUCCAUCAAGAUGUUUUAAAAUGAUUGGUGCUGAUGAUCAAAUUGUUAUACUUGAAUCUCGACCAUCAAAUUCCAAUACACCUGAUGUACCAUCAAAUUUGUAUAUCUUAACUGGUCAUGAAAAUAGUUAUUGAACACAUUAUCAGAAUAGAUAUAAUCAAAUUAGAAUUUUUUCGUUGUGGUUUUCCAAAUGAAAUUCUUCUUUCAUCAAAAAACAUUUCAUUUGUUUGUGUGUGUGCCUGUUAUAUUUAUAUGUUUGUUAUACUUAAAUCCAUCAUUCAUUCAUUCAUUGAAUCAUUAUCAUCAUUCUUUCGCUCAAUUUCAUGUGGUUAA